This is a messenger RNA of Rotaria sp. Silwood1, 864 nucleotides long. Lineage: Eukaryota; Metazoa; Rotifera; Eurotatoria; Philodinida; Philodinidae. The record is from the annotation of a GenBank genome assembly.
AUGUUCUUUGUUGAUUUGAAUGAGCAAUUAAGUUUAAUUCAAGUCAAAACUAACGAUGGAACUAAUUCAACAAUUGUUGCUGAAGGAAAUUUCGCAUUCGAUAAACCUGAUCGUACUGUACUUAUUAUUUUCAAGUAUGUGACAAUAACAUCAGAUAAUCAUCAACAACUUGAUCAAUUUCUUUCAAUUGUUAUAUCUUAUGUUGGUAAAUUAUUUAAAUCACUUAUUUGCUUGCGUUUACCAACUAUAUUCGAUAAUCGAAUUGAUAUUGAUAAACUUGAGUAUAAGAAUAAAAAUUUACAUUUUAUGUCUGUCACAUUCAAAGAUUUGAAAUAUUAUCCAGAUAGUGAUAUGAAAAAUAAACAAGAACAAUAUGAAUUAAUAACUGAUAAACAAUUAAUAUUAAAUUAUGCUGAACCAUUAGUUAAAAUGAUGAAUAGAGAAGGAUUCUGGUGUACACAAUGGAAUUGCACAGAUAUGCAAAAUCGAAUCAAUUCAGCAACAUAUAAUGCAAUGAUUUUAGAUAAAAUAAAUAAACAUCCUUGUGGUUUUGGACGAUUAUUUCUAUUAACAAUGAAUAAUGAAAUAUUUGGCUAUUUAUCAGAUAUUGUUGUAGACAGUUCUCAUCAAUCAAAAGGUCUUGGUAGACUGAUAGUUAACUAUCUUGUUGGAAUGUCUGUGAAUCAAAAUGAUAAACAACAAACUGUUCAUGGUACACUUUGUUUAAAAUGUGCUUAUAAAGGUAGUGGAGCUAUAUCUGCACCAAAGCUAUAUCAAAGAUCAGGCUUCGAAUUUAUUACUGAUAUUGGCAAUCGUAUUGCUAUUUUUGCUAAUGAACAAAAUUUUAUUGGAACAGUCGAAUAA